AUGGAGAACUCAGUGCAACACGGAGAAGACCUCCUUGCAGCUCGCAGGCAUGGGUGUCUGGACACCAUCCGUGUAUCCACAAGGAGACACAGCCCUUGUCUCCUCCGUGCAGCAUGGAAAGAAGGGUGGUUCAUGCGGAAGUUGGAUAACAAGAAGAGCAGUUGUAGAAUAGUCCUAUCGAGUCAACAGUUCAGAAUUCCAAACAAACAUGGAGAACUCCGUGCAACACGGAGAAGUCCCCCGUGCAGCUCCGCGUCUCCUCCGUGCAGGACGGAGAAAACCUCCGUGCAGCACCAUGCUGCACCUGUUGAAAGGGCAUCAACAGCUGGAAACUCCGGAUGGUUUAGGGGGACGGUGAAAGUUGUUCCAUUUGGUGACAGCUUGGUGAUUGUGGGAGGCAGCAAGGCAGAGAUUCCCCUGGAGAAAACAAUCACUUUGUCAUCUCUGAUAGCACCUAAAUUGGUACGUUCGCUCUAUAUCUUUGCUCACUUUAAGCUUGAGGUUUGUUUUCCAACUGAUCAUUCAAUUGUGAACUGA
Molecule: messenger RNA, 537 nt
Organism: Fraxinus pennsylvanica
Lineage: Eukaryota; Viridiplantae; Streptophyta; Magnoliopsida; Lamiales; Oleaceae
Source: the annotation of a GenBank genome assembly